This is a messenger RNA of Drosophila hydei, 3142 nucleotides long. RefSeq names its product connectin (gene Con). The transcript has 7 exons. The record is from RefSeq and is a predicted model, not a curated record. The coding region runs from base 839 to 2935 and encodes 698 amino acids. Lineage: Eukaryota; Metazoa; Arthropoda; Insecta; Diptera; Drosophilidae. Gene Ontology annotation, molecular function: protein binding.
UCGUUAACGCAAUCGGAAUCGCUAACUCAGCCAUUUGGCAUAUACUUUUGGCAUCCUUUUGGCUGAUAUUUCGCAUGAAUUUAACGCUUGGCAUAGGUCACGUAGUGCACGUGCUGGACUCUCACGCCACUCACGACACGCUUUUUUGAUCAACUGCGAGUUCGAGUGCCAGAGCUAGUGCGAGUGCGAGUGCGGUUGACAUUCGAUUUACUUUCGCUGCAAGUUGGCCAGCAGCAUAGCAUACUUUUUGGCAGCUCCACACGCGCUGCGUCUCGGUCGAUAUUUGCAUAAAUUAAAAAUAAAAGAGAACUCAUAUAGAAAAAACCACAUUGAAAAGCAAAAGAAAAAAAAACAUACAUACAGAGUCUGCUUAAUGAGUUUUUAAUACGCUACCACGUUUCCGUGUGUUUGCGUGUGUGUGUGAGUGUGAGAGUGUGUGUGGCACAGCCAAAGAGAACUGGGAACUAAAAGUCAUUGUCACUGGAUUUGUGGCUGACGUAGCUGCUAAUUUAUUGAGCCCCGUAAAAGACUUGCCAAAGCGACUGAAUAAAAAACUAAUUCAAAGUGAACUCCAACUAAAGGCGACAUUUGCUUGGCCCACAAACUUUUUGUUUGGGUUUGCACUCGAGAGUGGAAGAGUGAGAUAUUCAUAAAAGAACAGCUCUAACGACACCCAGGCGUCACUCUCGCUUGCCUGCUGGGAGUGUGUGAAGAGAAAGGAACAGCGCAUUAGUCAGCGGAAAAAAUCUACAGCACUGCAGAGGUCCGUACGUGACGCGGUCCUUUUUAUACACUUAAUCAAAAGCCCCAAGCCAAGGACUUGCGGCCCGCUUUCUCAAUGUUGCCGCAUCAUCAAGAGCGCCACAGAAUGUGGAAGCUGCUGGGCUUGCUGCUGCUGUUGAGCAGCUGCCUCGUGGCGCCCGUUGGGGCACGUUCGCGGGACAAGGAGGAGCGACGCGGCAAUCGCGGACGUAGCAGCAAUGCAGGCGCCUCCGCAUCCGCAUCGGCCGUGACCAGCAAUAACAAUGGCGGCUACUAUACUAGCAACUCGGCCUACGGGAGCAGCAGUGGCAGCAGCUCGUUGACAGGCAUCACUGGCUACAACGGACCCAUCGAUAGCACCGGCUUUUGCAUGCGCCGUCGUGACAUGAAGCUCAUGUGCUACUGCACACCCGACGAGAAUCAUAUGCCCGUCCAGAAGGCUGAGUGCUGGGUAUUCUCAGAGGGACUGCAUCAGAAUGAUACCACCUGGACGCGCUUCUAUCAGCAGAAACGUUUGCGCGAACUCAAGUUUGUCAUACAGAACAACGCACGACUGGACUACAUUCCCACCAUGAUCAUUGAGCCGCUGAAGAAUCUAAGUAGCAUUGUCAUCGAGUACUCGCAGGUGGAGAUUGUUAAGAGCUAUGCCUUUGCCAAUUUGCCCUUCCUUGAACGCAUCAUUUUGAACAACAAUCACAUUAUGGCGCUCGAUCAGGAUGCCUUUGCCAAUCAUAUACGUCUGCGUGAACUGAAUCUUGAGCACAACCAGAUCUUCGAAAUGGAUCGCUAUGCAUUCCGCAAUCUGCCGCUGUGCGAGCGACUCUACCUGAACAACAACAAUAUUAGCACUCUGCACGAAGGUCUCUUUGCGGACAUGGCGCGGCUGACCUUCCUGAACUUGGCCCACAAUCAGAUAAAUGUCUUGACCAGCGAGAUCUUCCGAGGAUUGGGCAACUUGAAUCUGCUCAAAUUGACGCACAACAAUCUCAAUUUCAUUGGCGAUACGGUCUUUGCUGAGCUAUGGAGCCUGUCUGAGCUGGAACUGGACGAUAAUCGCAUUGAGCGUAUUUCGGAACGUGCUUUGGACGGUUUGAACAAUUUGAAAACUUUGAAUUUGCGCAAUAAUUUACUAAAGAAAAUUGACACCGGUUUGUUGCGUGGCACACCGGCUCUGCUGUCAAUCAAUGUGCAGGCAAACAAAUUGGAAACUCUCACCUUCUACACAUUCCAGCCAAUUAUGGACAAUUUGGUCAACAGCACCAGCGAGCUGUUGGUGUCAGACAACAAAUUCAUUUGCGACUGUCGUCUACAGUGGAUCUUUGAAUUGAAAAAUCGCACACGUCACCAGCAGCUGCGCGACUCAUUGGAGAAUUUCAUUUGUGCACUGCAGGAGCCGAAGCUGUCGCACUUCGUCGAUCCGGUGCCAUCGCACAUACUCGAUCUGUUAAACUUUGGCGGCUUCACAGCGAUUGGCAGCAACAGCGCCAGCAUGGGCGGCAUUGGCACCAGCAGCAGCAGCAACGGCAUCAGCAACUAUGCUAAUCUGGAGGAACUGAGCAGCAACAAUGGGCUGACCAUGAAAAAGCACACGUCGAGCAAAUCGCGACAGGCGUUGCGCGGCCAGCGACAAUUUACGGACAAUGCUGAAAAUGUGGUCGAGUCGAAGCUGCGAGUGCGUCGCAAGCGUCAACAGCAACCCGAACCGGAGAUAGGAGGCGUCGCUGCCGUGGCGCAAACACAAAAACGUUUUGACUACUACGACGAGGCCAAUGGCAACGGACACGCAUCGGGCUUAGGCCUGGCACAUGGCUUGGACAUGGAUGAUAAUCUGAAUUUGCAUAAACAAAGCAGUUUCUAUGGCGCCUCUGGACUGGCUCACAACGAUGUUGACUUGCAGCAGCAGCAGCUGCAGCCACAAGCUGGCGAUGCACUCGAUGCUCUGGCCAACAAGAACUCGAUAAACGUUCAUCUCUUCAUACUAAAGCCGGAAAUGCUGCCCUGCCACGAUGAGCUGAGCGAUCCCACCGAGUUGCCAUUGUCCCGUGACCUAAUGGAUGUGCGCAGCAAUGCGGGCCAAGAUCUGCUCAUCAAUGGAGCAAACACAAUGCAGGUGCCACUUGGACUACUACUAAGCACUCCAAUGCUGUUGCUGCUGCUGCUCAGUCAGGGUUGAGCACACAUGAAGUCGCUCUUCAGCCCAUAUGAGUUUUAAUUGUAAAUACUCGUGAGCAUUCAUUUGGUUGUUCUACAGCAAAAAUAAACUAAAUACUAAAGAUCUUUUCAUAUGGAUACAGAGUAGAACUUUUGGAAACGAGCUUCAAAAAAAAAACACACACAAAACAAAACCCAAAAAAAAAGAUGAAAGAGAAAGAAAACUAAA